Adineta ricciae is the source of this 942-nucleotide messenger RNA. NCBI's taxonomy places the organism in Eukaryota, Metazoa, Rotifera, Eurotatoria, Adinetida, Adinetidae. The record is from the annotation of a GenBank genome assembly.
AUGUCGUCGUCAUCGACAGAACCGGACGAAUAUCAUGAGCAAAUCGUGGCAUUCGCACUGGCAUCAGUGUUACUGUCUAUCUGUAUUUGUGGGGUUCUCGGUAAUGCUGUAGUCUUGGGCGUUGGAAUUUAUAAGCAGAAGUAUCGUAAAAAUGUUACAAACUGUUUUAUUAUGAACUUGGCAGUAACUGAUCUUUUUUUCCUACUAACCUCUGUACCAUUAACAUCUUACUUGGGUUUAUCGAAGCUUUGGAUUUUUGGUGAAUUCAUUUGUAAAAUGAACAUCUACUUGGCACAUGUAUUUUUACAAGCAACCUGUUAUACAUUAGCAACAAUGAGUAUUGAUCGGUAUUUACACAUGGUUCACGUACUCUGGUAUCGAAAGUAUCGUACACCGAAACAUACUUUAAUAAUAUGCUUAUCUAUUUGGAUUAUUUCACUUUUAUUCAUGUUUCCUUAUAAACAUGUCUUGCGCAUGAUUAGACGUACGCAUACUGGAUCAAGGCAUACUCUAGAUUGUUCUGUUUAUGAUCGAGAUUCAUUGUUUUCGUCGUGUAUAUUUACAUUUGGAUUCUACUAUGUUCUGCCGUUGUCAAUUAUUGCUAUGUGUUAUUUACGUGUUUUCAUGCGGGUACAAAGUGCUACUUACCACGGGCAGAAAAGUCUAGUCAUCUCGCCUUGCCGUACUAAUCAUGUGAAGCGUCGUCGUGUACGCCGUAUGUUGCUUGGACUGACUCUGUCAUUUGCUAUUUGUUGGUUACCAAUUCAUGUUUUGGAAAUACUCAACUGCUCACAAUUACUAUCUCCAUCGCUUCUUGAAAGACAUGUCUAUAUUCUACAAAUUAUUCGAAUGAUCGCUCAUGCUCUAUCGUAUUUUAAUUCGUGUUUGAAUCCGUUUUUGUAUGCUUUACUUAAUAAGACUUAUUUUUCGAGUCAUUCUUAA